AUGGCGGCGCCCUUAUGUGUGGAGGUGGAGUUCGGAGGUGGUGCAGAGCUCCUGUUUGAUGGAGUAAAAAAACAUCAAGUCACCUUGCCUGGGCAAGACGGACCCUGGGACAUCCGGAACCUCCUUGUCUGGAUCAAGAAGAAUCUGCUAAAAGAGCGGCCAGAGCUGUUCAUCCAGGGAGACAGUGUGCGGCCAGGAAUCCUGGUGCUGAUUAAUGAUGCCGACUGGGAACUGCUGGGGGAGCUGGAUUACCAGCUGCAGGACCAGGACAGCAUCCUCUUCAUCUCCACACUGCACGGCGGCUGAGGGCUCCUGUGUUAGCCCAGGCACCUUUGCAAGGGGAGCACAGGACAGCCACAGCUCUCCUGGGCUCUGCUUCCAGGUCCCAGGUCCCCUUGCCUGCCUCCUUCCCUGCUGUACCCCUGAGCUUCCUCUAGGCAGGGAAAAGAGGCCAGGUGCUAAAAAUGAGCCUUUCUGGGCAAGGCACGUGAGCAGGGAGGGAGGGUAACCGCAUGAGCCCAACCUUCCUCCCAGCAGCUGAGGUGGGGGAGGGUGCUUCUGCGAUGUGUCAGGAGUGGAGGGGCUCAAUGCCCAGGUGACCCAGCUGCUGGCCACUUCUGUGUCUUGGUGUGUCUAAGCACUGAGUGACUGCCUGGAAGGCACUCCAGUUCCUCAGACGUCUUCAUGGGGAAGAUGGAUGGACUAGAGGAAUUGAUGACAAACCCCUCCAUCACCAGAGAUUAGAGGGGCCUCCGCCUCAGUUUCCCCAUCUGGACACAGAAGGCUCUGCUUGUCCCCCACUGGUAUUAUUAUGGAACCCCAGCUGGGGUCCCCUAUUCAGUACUCACCUCCCUCCCUUCUACCCAGCAGCUGCUCUCCUAGCCACACCCCUCCUCCUGUCCCCCACCCCAUCCCAGCCCUUGACCCUGGCUGGCCUCCCCCCCACAUAGGCCACCAGAUGGGCUCCUGAGAUACUCUCCAGGCUGCCUACAACUCAUUCUGUAGAGAAUGGAAGGAAGUAGCCCAACCUUAGACAGAGGGGGCGGGGCCUCAGCCUGUGCAACCUGAAACAAGCAGGGUUUGGGUGUGCAGCACCUAGUAGACAGAAGACUGUGCCCCCCUUUUCUCCAUCCCUUCUGGAAAUCUGGGACAUCAUGCCUGCUACAGCUGCCCUUGGGCAAAUAAAAAGACUAGGUUGUUUACUAGCCUUGCUUCAUCCUUAGAAACUGGUGGUAUCCCAUAUCCCUGGGACCCAUGGCUUCAGAGAUGGCCUUCACCUGAAAGGCUAAAACAUGAAGUGUUGCAGAGACAGAGGCCAGGUCAGUAGGGCCA
Messenger RNA from Acomys russatus (golden spiny mouse), 1332 nucleotides. RefSeq names its product ubiquitin related modifier 1 (gene Urm1). The transcript has 5 exons. Gene Ontology annotation, biological process: tRNA thio-modification; protein urmylation. The record is from RefSeq and is a predicted model, not a curated record. Gene Ontology annotation, cellular component: cytoplasm; nucleus. Bases 1 to 306 code for a protein of 101 amino acids. Lineage: Eukaryota; Metazoa; Chordata; Mammalia; Rodentia; Muridae. Gene Ontology annotation, molecular function: protein tag activity.